Molecule: messenger RNA, 3126 nt
Organism: Laetiporus sulphureus 93-53
Lineage: Eukaryota; Fungi; Basidiomycota; Agaricomycetes; Polyporales; Laetiporaceae
Product: L-aminoadipate-semialdehyde dehydrogenase
Exons: 19
Coding region: 1-3126 (1041 amino acids)
Molecular function (GO): phosphopantetheine binding
Source: RefSeq, a predicted model, not a curated record
AUGCCUGCUUUUACGUUUGUCACGACGUCCCUCACCGAACUCGUAGCUAUCCGAGCUCGUGAUCAGCCUAAUGAUGUCGCCAUCUACACUGGAAUAGACGAGCCAGGACCCCUUCUGAGACCAUUGACCUACUUGCAGGUCCAACGUGCAGUGGAUCGACUGUGCGCUCACUACGCUACUGUCGGGCUGCUACCACCUCUCGGAGAGAAUGGAUUGCCUCCACCGCGAACGAUUGCAGUUCUGACGUCUACCGCGAUUGAUGAAACGCUCCUGGAGAUUGCCCUUGCGAAGCUGGGGCUCAGCCCGCUGCUGCUCUCCGUCAAUAAUUCGGUUCCAGCAGUCGCUCACCUAUGCAAGAUUACACAAUCAACGCACCUCAUAUACGGGUCGAAGUUUGUAAAUGAAGCACGUGAGGCGCAGAAGGUAUUGGUUGAGAAGGGUUAUAACGUGAAAAUCGUACCGGAUAAACGAUUCCCUCUGUGGGGACCAGAUGGCGUGGUGAAGGCCAGCAUCAAGCCGUUUCCCGCGGUGCUGCAACCAAGAGACGAGACGGAUCGAGUUGCAGUAAUUCUGCAUUCAUCUGGAUCAACUGGUUUUCCCAAGCCCGUCUAUGUCACGCAUCUAGCGAUGAUAGCAAAUGUCGCUGGCUUCGUGGGGAAGACCGGGUUCAGUGCUCUUCCCGUCUUCCACGGCUUUGGUCAUUACAGCGUAUUCCGUUGCUAUUAUUCCGGUGUUCCAUUCGUUCUCAUGCCGCCUUAUUUGCCAUUGACAUCCACGAAUAUAUGCAAGGUCAUAAAGGCAAUCCCAGUUCCAUGUCCGCUUUUCUUUGCUGUUCCCUACGUCAUUAAGCUUCUUGGAGAGACAGAAGAAGGAGUGAAUGCUCUUGCGGCCUUCGAAAGCAUCACCUUUUCCGGCGCUCCCGUGCCCGACGACUUGGGCGAUCGACUGACCGCAGCUGGAGCCAAUCUCAACGCUAUAUAUGGCACGACUGAGACAGGCUCUCUAAUCAGAUCGACACGCGAUUUCAAGAAUGACAAAGCAUGGAACUGGUUGAGGCUUCAGGGGCCUCUGGCGGAUUACUUGGUGAUGGAGGACCGCGGUUCAAACACGUUCGAGUCCGUUGUCAAAGAUGGCUGGCCUGCGAAGAUCCAAUCGAACCGCCCUGACGGGUCGUACGCAACGAAGGAUCUCUUCUUGCGGCAUCCUGUGCACUCUAACUGGUACAAGUACAUUGGGCGGCUGGACGACACGCUGGUACAGGUGCUGGGCGAAAAGACGAAUCCAGUACCAAUCGAGCUCGCCAUCCGUGGCAACAGUCGUUAUGUGGGGGAGGCGAUCGUCUUUGGGGAAGGCAGGCCGCAGGUUGGGUGUCUGAUACUUCCCUCAGAGCUCGGUAAAGACUUGGCGAAGGAUCACGAGGCAUUCAUGGAGAAGGUUUGGUCCGUCAUCGAGGACGCAAAUGCGCAGGCUCCGACACAUUCAAGGAUCCUACCAGAGAUGGUAUAUAUCUUGGACUACGGAACGACAAUUCCCCAAGCCACGAAAAUGUCUAUUCUCCGGCCAGCGUGCUACGCGAAGUUUAAAGACAUUAUAGACUCAGUAUAUGACCGCUUUGAGAACGACUCCCGUGCGACCAAGCUUGAUCUCAGCGACUCUGAGCUGGAGGACUUCAUCUUAAAUGCUAUCGCUCAAACGCUCGGAGCGUUGAGGGCGGCCAAUCUAACGAAGACAACUGAUCUCUUCGCGUUCGGCGUUGACUCCCUCCAAGCCACACGGAUCCGUAACAUUUGCCAGAAAGAGUUGGAGCUAAAUGGUCGGACGCUUGGACAGAACGUGGUAUACGAGAACCCAUCAGUUGAGAAGCUUGCUCAGCACAUAAUCGCCGUACGGUUUGACGGAGAUACAGCCAAGUCCGAUGAGGAUCAACAUUCAACAAUGCUCGCUAUGAUCGAGAGAUGGAGCGCGAGAUUUGAGCUAUCGCAGAAAGCAUCUCAGAGUGGCCAAGAGACAGUAUCCAGCCAGCAGACCAUCGUGUUGACAGGAGCAACAGGUUCCCUCGGCGCGCAUAUACUCCAGCAGCUCGUCUCACUGCCAUCGAUAUCGCGUGUCAUCUGCUUCUCUCGAGCAAAGUCACAUGCCGAUUCUCUCGCUCGCCUGCAGGAAUCUCUCGCUAUUCGUCGGUUGACUCUGUCGCCGGAGGAAUGGACGAAAGUCGAAUCAUUUGCCGCGAAUGUGAAUGAGGACAGACUUGGGCUUUCGUCUGACGUAUAUUUGAACCUGCUAUCCGAGGUUACGACUGUGAUACACAAUGCCUGGCCGGUGAACUUCAAUAUGAGCGUCGACUCGUAUGAUGAGCACAUCGGAGGCGCGCUCAACUUGAUCAAUCUGUGUCUACGGUCGACGAGGCCCCGGAGACCAUCUUUCCUUUUCAGCUCGUCCAUCGCUGCUCGGUCGGGGUCCACAGACCCCGUUUGCAACGAAGAUUUUCCGUCAUCGCCUGUCACAGCGCUCGGUACCGGAUACGGGAGGAGCAAAUGGGUUGUAGAGAAGCUAUGCGAGCGCGCGGCGCAGGAUACAUCGAUCAGCAUAGGCGUACUCAGAAUUGGUCAACUGGUCGGCGAUACUGAGAAUGGUGUCUGGAAUGAGACCGAAGCAUGGCCGCUCAUGUUCAAAUCGGCGAAGGCAACAGGAGUGUUGCCUCGGCUAGACGAUAAGCCGCAAUGGCUGCCUGUGGACACUGCAGGUCGUGCAAUCGCGGAAAUCGUGACGCAGGUUGAACGGCCCAAGGCGGCUGUAUACCAUAUCGUCAAUCCUAACACGACAGCCAGCUGGGAUACGGUCUUGACAGGUUUGAAGCAAGCCGGCGUAGAGUUUGAAGCAGUGAAUGGCACUGAGUGGCUCGACCGACUGGAGCAGUCAGAUGCAGACGGCGAGCGUAACCCAGCCAUCAAGCUUUUGCCAUAUUACCGCAACCGCUUCGGUAGUGCGAGCAAACGGGAGCCUAUAAAGUUCAGCGUGGACAAGACGAGCAAAGUCGCACCGAGUAUAGCUAAUGCUCCUCUCCUCUCAGAGGAACUCGUCGGCAAGUGGGUGAAGCAUUGGCGCGCUGUAGGGUUUUUAGAUUGA